Molecule: messenger RNA, 2469 nt
Organism: Dimorphilus gyrociliatus
Lineage: Eukaryota; Metazoa; Annelida; Polychaeta; Dinophilidae
Source: the annotation of a GenBank genome assembly
CAUGAAGUAUUUUCAAACUCCACCAUUAAAUCCUUCGUUUCCACCUUCAAUAAUUGGCUAUAGAUAUCAAUCGCCUUGUUAUAAAAAUUGUGAAUUGUGCAUCUUUAUUAGAGAUAUUCCAUUAAUUAAUCUUAAUGGUGAAUUUCGAUAUUUUACAACAAUUCUAGAAACUCCGCAUCAACCUUACAAAUCUAUCGAAGACUCAAGCAGGAAACAUUGUUUCGCUAUUCAAACCGAAAAUGUUUAUAAUCUAACAUUAUCGGCAACGAACGAAGAAGGAUCUUCUCCGGAUUAUACUGCUAUUCUUCCCAAACCCUCAGAACUAGGCAGAGAUUUGAAUGGUUUAUACGGUGAAAGACAAAACCCUAGUUCUGACGUCAUCAAAUUUUCAUGGAAUACAGAAAAUAGUGAGGAAAGGGAUAUGAAUGUUACACUUUUAUAUUGUUUAUCUACUUCUUGCUCGGAAGGAUCAAUUAUAGAACAUACGGAAUUUGUGAAAAGUGGAGAUAAUUCAUUUAAUUUAACUUUAUCUCGAAAUCUUAUGUAUAAAUACGCUUUAAAAUACUCAUUCGGAAGUUUAGAAUCGGGUAUAAGCGAUUGGAUAUGUAUUUUUACUGAAGGAAGAGUACCAGAUAUCCCUGAAAUAACACUAAUUGACAAAACAUCAAGCAGUUUAACUUUUAAAUUGAACCGAGAAUGUAAAGAAAACUAUGGCUUUGUUAAUGAAGUUAUGUUUGAAUAUCGAUCAAAAAAUGAUGGAGAGACUUGGAAGAAUGAAACUUUUCAAUCUUAUUCGAACAAUGAUGUAUUUAAAUUAGAAGAUCUUGAUUCACAUGUAGAAUAUGAAAUAGUAGUAACGGCGAUUACAAAGAAGAAACUACAAACUAAAUCGUCAAUUGUUUACAAAGAAGUAACGAAUGAAAAUAUACCUGAAACUCCACCUACUAACAUUACAGCCUUAAAUCUUACAUCAACGUCAGUAAUAAUAGAUUUUUCUGAAACUGAAUAUCCUAAUGGUAGAAUUAUAUCUCAUGAAAUUUCACUGGCAAAAAAGAAUAAAAACGAUAAUGAAUGGAGUAAGAUAAAAGUUUUUCGGUAUAACCUUAACGACAGUUAUAUAUUAGAUGAACUCGAAGGAUAUACAAAUUAUUCAGUAAAAGUUAGAUCAAUAAAUGCAAAAGGAGAAUCUCCUUGGUCAAAAACUUUCUAUUUUUUCACUGCAAUGAGAGCUGCUGAACAAUUAUCACACGGCCAAGUAACAUUAGAGGAUGACAAUGAUGAUUCUUCAAUAGCUGUAGUUAAAUGGCAAGAACCAUCUAUAAAAAAUGGAAUAAUUUUUUAUUAUAACGUUACUUUGCGCGGUAAAGACUUUAAUCUAACCGACCAAGUUACAAAUCGUGUUUCAUCUAUUGCAUUGGAUUGUACUAAGAAAUUAGUAAAUGUAAAAGCUUAUAUUACUACUGUAAAUAGAGAUCUGAAUGGUGUAGAAUAUGUUUCAAAAGAAAGUCAACCUUCAAAUUCAUCAGACUUUUGUAUACCUGAUACCAGCAAAAUACUACUUAUUAUCUUUUUAGUCUGUGGAAUCGUUGCAGUUAUCUUACUUAUAAUAGGGGUUUCAUGCUUUCGGAAAUAUUUCAAAAAAUGGUUUCGACCAUUCAAAUACGAAGAAAAGACACCACCAGCAGCGGAAUUACAAGUUAUUGAAAAACACUACGAAGAAUGUAGCAAAACAACAAUUUCAGAUGAUAAUGAUAAAAUCAAUACUGAUCAAACUAGAUCCAAUAAUGAGCAAUCGUUUGUUCUACUAGAUUCUAUUGUAGAAAAGGCUAGUAUAUUGCAUUCAUAUCAAACUGAUUGUAAGUAAUUCUAUUCAAUUUUCAGAUUGAAAUGACUAUAGAUACCUCAUAUAGCGAUGGAUGUUCGUGUGAAAACAGCGAAACAGACUUUACCACUAGUGACUCUGAUAAUUCUGAUAUAAGUAGCAGUUCCUCUUAUCUUCCUGCAGGCAGGAAAGAAAGUGUAUUUUCUACAUAAAAAAUCAUUAAGGACAUUUUCUUUCAACACAGUUUUUACCCCCUUCUUCAUAUUCCUGCUUUGAUAUCCAUAAUUGAUGAAAACAGCCCUAUGAAUGGAAAUAUUCUCAUUAUGUUAAGUUUUUAUUAUGAAAUUGUUGUUUUACCAAUGAUCCUAAUAUAGAUCCUCCUAACCAAGCGCUGAAUCUUCUCUGAAUAUUUGGUUGGGAAUUGUGCAUUUUGAGUUUGAGAGUCUGCAAAGUCGUUCAAAUAUAUUUAUAACUUUGUUUUUUUGGAUUAUAUAUAUAAAGUAUAUAAAAUUUUAAUACCGGAGGUAUUUUUCUUUGGAGCUCAUAUUGUAAUCUAUCUGUAAAUCCAUUUAACAUUGUUGUUCCUCCUGUUACUAUUACGCUGCUGUACAAAUUCUAAAAACCAAUAAAAAUCUUGAAAUAAUCAA